Molecule: messenger RNA, 1118 nt
Organism: Pogonomyrmex barbatus (red harvester ant)
Lineage: Eukaryota; Metazoa; Arthropoda; Insecta; Hymenoptera; Formicidae
Gene: Fer3HCH
Product: Ferritin 3 heavy chain homolog
Biological process (GO): intracellular iron ion homeostasis; iron ion transport
Cellular component (GO): cytoplasm
Molecular function (GO): ferric iron binding; ferrous iron binding
Source: RefSeq, a predicted model, not a curated record
AUUCCGCCAAUUGCGGAAUGUUAUGAAAGUCCUCGAGACUACGCAGCACCGUGUCCGUCCGUCAUCCUCGUAGCGCGAACGGAACGCGGCGGAUCGGACAAUCGGCCACGAUCGCGAACGCGCAGUGCAACCCUUCUCGUAGCCGGCCUGGGAACCACCCCUCAUUACGCAGCCAUGAGCCUGGUGCGGCAGAACUUCCACGAGGAGUGCGAGGAUGCGCUCAACAAGCAAAUCAAUCUGGAGCUAUACGCCAGUUAUGUCUAUCUGUCCAUGGCGUACUACUUUGACAGGAGUGACGUCGCGUUACCGGGGCUGUGCAAGUACUUCAAAAAAGCAUCGGACGAGGAACGCGAGCAUGCCAUGAAAUUUCUGACUUAUCAGAACAAGCGGGGCGGUGACGUCGUGCUGACGGACAUCCAGGCGCCGUCCAGAAGGGACUGGAAUAGCGCGAAGGAUGCUAUGACGGAGGCUCUGCAGUUAGAGAAGAAAGUGAAUCAGAAGUUACUCGAGCUGCAUGGAAUCGCCUCGACGCACAACGACGCGAAUUUCAUGGAUUUCCUGGAAACCGAGUUUCUACAGGAACAAGUAGACGCCAUAAAGGAAAUUGCCGAUCAUGUGACGAAUCUGGAGAGAGUCGGAGAAGGACUUGGUGUCUUUAUUUAUGACAAGGAGCUGAAAGAUUAAAAUAAUGAAUGUUCGAACAAUGUUAUAUUUGAAAAAUUCGCCAAAAAAUGAAUAUAUAUAUAUAUACAGCUAUGUAUCAAAUAUUUAAAUAGGGGUCUUUAAGUAAAAUAUUAUGAAAACGCAAAGUUAAUUCGAAGUAUUAAAAAUUCGGGUUGGAAAAGAGAUGUUGUACGAAUAGAUAGGCAAGGAAGCAAAUUUUUAGAUAUAUAUUGUUGUUCGUAUCUGCACUCUGAUUGCAGAACAGGGCACAUAGCUAAUUGUGAUUUUAUCCUGCGGCCAUUCGCGCCGCAAAAAAUAAUCAAUUGACUUUAUCGUGCAAUUAUCUUAACUUUUUUAGAUAUAUCAUAUUUCUAGGCUUUACAAAUUGUAAUCGCACACAAUGUUAUAUCGUUUUCAAAUCAAAUAAUAAUAAUAAUAACAAUCAUUGAAAAUUC